UUCUGGGCAAUUGAGCUGGGAUACGACGAAAUGAAUGCCACAGGUGGAACAGCCUCUGCGGCAGCUUCUACAAGCACAACUGCGAUAAGCAGGUUCGUCAAAUGUGUGGCAGUGGGAGAUGGAGCUGUUGGCAAGACUUGUCUUCUCAUCUCCUACACCAACAACACUUUUCCAACGGAUUAUGUUCCCACGGUUUUUGACAAUUUCGGUGUCAAUGUCAUGGUUGAUGGGAAGUGUGUGAAUUUGGCUUUGUGGGAUACUGCUGGACAAGAGGACUAUAACAGGCUUAGGCCCCUUAGCUAUAGAGGAGCAGAUGUCUUCCUCCUUGCAUUCUCUCUGAUAAGUAGGCCUAGUUUUGAAAACAUUUCAAAAAAGUGGGUUCCAGAGCUAAGGCAUUAUGCACCUUCAGUGCCCAUUGUUCUAGUGGGGACCAAACUGGAUUUAAGAGAAGACAAGCAGUUUAAAAGGGAUUAUCCAGGGGCAUGUACAAUAUCAACUGAGCAGGGUGAAGAGUUGAGAAAGCAAAUGGGAGCUGUGGCAUAUGUUGAGUGUAGUGCCAAAACACAGCAGAAUGUGAAAGCUGUUUUUGACGCUGCAAUUAAGGCGGUUCUGCAACCUUCAAAAUCCAAGAAACAGAGAAGAAAAUAUAAAGCAUGUCGUAUUCUCUGAUCAAAUACAUUUGAUGUUAUACUCCUCCUGCAUGUAUAGCUCUAAGAUAUGAUUCUUAAUUUCUCCAUCUUUGGAAUCCAGUCUUUGUUUUUUGUAUUAUAGUCAAUUCAUUCGAUUAUGUUUUCAAUGUUUAGAAGUGUACUAAUGUUCUAGUAGAAUCUAUGUAGUAUACCAUUGAAAUUUGUUAGCUU
Molecule: messenger RNA, 860 nt
Organism: Ipomoea triloba (trilobed morning glory)
Lineage: Eukaryota; Viridiplantae; Streptophyta; Magnoliopsida; Solanales; Convolvulaceae
Product: rac-like GTP-binding protein 5
Exons: 7
Coding region: 31-669 (212 amino acids)
Biological process (GO): regulation of actin cytoskeleton organization; small GTPase-mediated signal transduction; actin filament organization
Cellular component (GO): cytoplasmic vesicle; cytoskeleton; plasma membrane
Molecular function (GO): GTPase activity; GTP binding; protein kinase binding
Source: RefSeq, a predicted model, not a curated record